Molecule: messenger RNA, 3768 nt
Organism: Lotus japonicus
Lineage: Eukaryota; Viridiplantae; Streptophyta; Magnoliopsida; Fabales; Fabaceae
Product: protein SMAX1-LIKE 6-like
Exons: 3
Coding region: 419-3691 (1090 amino acids)
Molecular function (GO): ATP hydrolysis activity; ATP binding
Source: RefSeq, a predicted model, not a curated record
CAUCAUCAUCAUCAUCACCUCCCCCCACAAACACCACUACCAUCCUCAUCACCAUCAACUACAUCAACCCCCCCAACACAAACACACCAAGCUCCAACCUCAUCCUCCCCAAAAAAAAAUCACCCUCUCUCUGUCUCUUCUUCCCCAAGUCUGAAACUUUCCCAUACCCUGACACACUCCCUGCAAUAAAAUAAUCUCCAAAACCUUCAUCUUUUUAUAUUCCCUCACUGCAAAAAGUUCAUCUUCAAACCCAAAAUUGCUGCCACCUCCAACUCAAACACAUAACAUACCAACAAAUUUAUUAUCUUUAUUUUUAUUCUUAUUAUAACUAUCAUCAUCACCACCACCAUCAUCAUAUUUAUAUAUUUUGUUCUACAUAUUUUGAAUAUUUGAAUAUUUAAAUAUAUGCUAGCCGGCGAUGCCGACGUCGGUAAGCGCAGCGAGGCAAUGUUUGACAGAUGAAGCGGCGCGUGCACUUGACGACGCGGUUUCAGUUGCCCGCCGUCGCAGCCACGCGCAGACGACGUCGCUCCACGCGGUUUCCGCCCUGCUCUCACUCCCAACCUCCGCUCUCCGCGACGCGUGCGCGCGUGCCGGCAGCUGCUCCUACUCGCCGCGCCUCCAGCUCCGCGCCCUGGAACUCUCCGUCGGCGUCUCCCUCGACCGGCAAACAACCUCCAAAUCCGCCAACGACGGCGGCGACGACGGACCUCCGGUGUCGAACUCGCUCAUGGCAGCCAUCAGGCGCGCGCAGGCCAACCAACGCCGCCACCCGGAGAGCUUCCACCUCCUCCAGAUGAUGCAGAACCAGAACCAGAGCCAAACGGCGUCGUUGCUGAAAGCUGAGCUCAAACACUUCAUCCUCUCGAUACUCGAUGACCCAAUCGUGAGCCGCGUCUUCGCUGAAGCUGGAUUUCGAAGCUACGACAUCAAGCUCGCUCUGCUUCAACCGCCACCACCACCGGUGUUUUCUUCUUCUUCCGCUUCCUCUUCUUCCAGAUUCUUCUCUCGGGCCCCACCGGUUUUCCUAUGCAACAUCGACCCGGCCCGGUCGGGUUUUCCGUUUGCCUUAUCCGGGUCCGACGAUAAUUCACGGAGGAUUGCGGAGGUUCUUGCUCGGAAGAGCAAGAGGAACCCGCUCUUGAUGGGUGUUUAUGCGAAGAGCGCUCUUCGGAGCUUCAUGGAGUCUGUUCAAAUGGGUAAAGCUGGGUUUCUGCCUCGUGAGCUUGCUGGGUUGGGUGUGAUUUCCAUUGAGAAGGAGAUUUCUGAGUUUGUUGGUGGUGGUGGGAGCGAGGAGAAGAUGGGGUUGAAAUUUGAGGAAGUGGGUCGUUCUGCUGAGCAAUGUUCAGGGCCUGGUGUUGUGGUGUGCUUAGGGGAGAUUGAAGUUUUUGUUAAUGGUGGCGGCGGCGGCGGUGGUGGUGUUGGAUUCAUUGUUUCGCGGUUGAAGAGGUUGUUGGAGGUUCAUGGUGGGAAGGUGUGGUUGGUCGGAUUGGCGGGAACUUCAGAUGGCUAUUCUAAGCUUCUGGGGUUGUUCCCUACACUUGAUAAGGAUUGGGAUCUUCAUGUCCUGACUGUGACUUCUGCUACCCCUUCAAUGGAAGGACUCUACCCUAAAUCCAGCUUGAUGGGGUCGUUUGUUCCAUUAGGUGGGUUCUUUUCUACACCUUCUGAUUUCAGAAAUCCCUGUGCAAAUGCUUCUUUAGCAUGUAGUGACACAUGCAAUGAAAAGUGGGAACAAGAACAUGCUGAUACUGUGAAGGUAGGCCCUGCCACUUCAACUUGUGGUGGUCACUCAACAAGCUUGCCUUGGUUACAAAAAGUGAAUGUGGAGACAGAUAGAGGAUUGGAUUUAGCAAAGACUAAUGAAGAGAACACAAGUACAAAUCCUCAAAUCUCUGGAUUGCAAAGGAAACAGAGUGAUAUUUGUCAUGGUCUUCGUCAGAACCGAUCAUUACCUGCAAUUGAUACGUCCCAAACAAGGUUCCAAGCUCCAUUCCAUGAGGGAUUUCGGCAUGGUUCAGGUGUUAACCAAAGUUGUUAUACAAGUCCAUCAUCCCUUAAUGAAGUACAAUGUUCUGGCCAAACUUUGUAUGUGUCUAAGGAGUUACAAACUGCAUUCCCAUCUAAACAGAUGUUACCAGUUUCAGCACCUUUAGAUACUGUUAGUGUCAAUGAUGAAGUUAACCAUGCAACAAAAAGUGACAUGCAAAGUACUUGGGUUUCAUCCCUUACUCCUGUUACCACAGAAUUGGUAUUAGGAACUAAAUACUCGUCAGCUGCUCAUGAACCAGAUACCCCGAAAGGGAGUGAUCAUAGGAUGCAUCCUCAGCACUUAUCCGACUCGCUCUCAACUGAUUUUGAUGCUAUGAAUGAGAGUGCUUCACACCAAAUUGCUAGAUCUUCUUCUUGCUCAGGUCCACAUUUGGAAGGGAAAUUUGAAACAGUUGAUUUCAAGUCACUUUACCAACACAUCAUUGAAAAAGUUGGCCGGCAAGAUAAGGCUAUAUAUGAUAUUACAAGAACUAUAUCACUUUGUAGAUCUGGUGUUGGAAAGCGUAGCGGAUCACAUGUUAGAAGAGAUGUAUGGCUUGCUUUCCUUGGACCAGAUAGGCUUGGAAAGAGGAAAAUUGCUUCAGCACUUGCAGAGAUUUUAUUUCAAAACAGACAAAGUGUGAUCACUGUGGAUUUGAGCUUCCAGGAAAGUACUUACCAGUCAAACUCGACUUUCGAAUUCCAAAAUUCAUGUUGUCAUGAUGUGCUUAGGAGGAAGAUAGUUGUGGACUACAUUGCUGGGGAGUUGAGUAAAAAGCCUCAUUCAGUUGUCUUUCUUGAAAAUAUAGAUAAGGCUGAUUUUUUGGUGCAGAGUAGUUUAUUCCAAGCAAUAAGAACAGGUAAAUUUCCAUACUCGCUCGGUAGGGAAAUAGGCAUCAACAAUGCAAUCUUUAUUGUGACGUCGACCGUGUUUAAAGGUAAUGGCUCUUUUCAUUUGGCGGAGGAGCCUAAAAUGUUUCCUGAGGAAAGAAUCCUUGAAGCUAAAAGAUUUCAAAUCCAAUUAUCACUUGGACAUGCUUCUGAGGAUGCCAGAAGAAGCGGUAGCAAAAACGUGAAGGUUGCACAGAGAAAAGGGAGUUUCAAAGCAACAUUUCUGAAUAAAAGAAAGCGAAGUGAAGGAAAUGAUUCCAAAUGCAAGACACAAAAACAGGUAAGGGAGGCAUCAAGGUCUUAUCUGGAUCUGAAUAUGCCUCUAGAGGAGGUUGACGAGGAUAAUAAUGACAGUGAUUGUGAAAAUCAAUCCAUGGUUGAAAAUUCUGAAGCCUGGUUAAGUGAUUUCUGUGAUCAAAUUGAUGGAGAAGUGGUUUUUAAGCCAUUCAAUUUUGAUUCCCUUGCCGAGCAAGUAAUAGAAUGUGUUGAGACACGAUUUCAAAGGACAUUUGGAUCAGAGUUUCUGCUGGAAAUUGAUUAUGAGGUCAUGGCACAGAUACUUGCAGCUGCAUGGUUAUCGGACAAGAAAAAAUCUGUGGAGGAUUGGAUUGAGCAUGUUGUUGGAAGAAGCUUUGCCGAGGCGCGGCAGAAGUACCAUCACCACCACCCUGCAGCUGAAUAUGUCAUGAAACUGGUUAACUGUGAAAGCAUUUUUGUGGAAGAGCAAGCUCUAGGAGUGUGCCUUCCAGCUAGAAUUAACUUAAACUGAAUUUUUGGUCACUUAUGUAUUGUAAUUACUUGUAAAAUGUAGAAUGUAGGAUAUAUAGCAUUUGGUAGUUGAUAUCA